AUGUCUCCAGAGACCUCCAGUAACAGCAAUAUCCGAGUCUUUAUCCGCUGGCACGACCAAACUGUCUUCGCUGGCGAGGAGAUCAAGUGUACCAUCACCUUCAAGAACAUCGCCCGCGAUCCCAAUCAACAACGCCAGUCCCAGCGACUCACUCCCGCCGACCGCCCGAGGCAUGUUUCGCCCUUGCUAAGAGCCAAGUCUAACUCUGGCUUAACCCCGCCGAACUCUGCCCAAACACGCGGUCAUCGAUCUGCUCUAUCUCUCAAUGUACCAGCUGCUCAGACACGAAGCCGAUCAGGCUCGGUACCAUGGCCGUCGCCGCUUGCCUCCAACUCCGCCGAGUAUCGUGGCAAUGGUCACAAGAAAUCUGUUUCCAUAGUAUCAAUUGGUUCCACGAGCACCAUAGCCGACGACCUCCAGAGCAAUGCCAGCUCGGUGAAGCAGCAUCGUCCUGGCCGUCAUGGACGAGCCUCGAGUCUCCAGAUAGUUCCACGUGCAGCCGCGUUGGGACUUACAGGGCCCCAAUCUGCAUCACCUAGGCACAUAAGUUCACCUUUGUUUAACUCGACAUCUGCUUCUGAUACACCGCCCGCAACCUCUCGAUCAUCAUCAUUCCCGGCUCCGAGUGCAGCGGGCGCUCCACGCCCAAUGAGGUCUCCCAAUAGCGCGCUGUCCGAAUGGCGGUUUCCCAUGGCUCAGUCACCGCUAUCCGAGUCCACGACUACUCCCCUAGCAGCGCAUCACGACGGGCUGUUAAGUCCGAAUACUGAAGUAUCUACGAACAUGCCUAUACGAUCCAAAGACGGCAUACCUACGAUUCAUAAUGAACAUACGGCCCCGGCCAUGAGAAUAUUAUCCACGACGAGCAUGGGAGGAGGCACACCGCGGAGCAGCGGAGAGUUCUACUCCAUGAGCAACAACUCAACAGAAACAUUGGCCUCAGAAUACCCAUCGCAGCCUACGAGAGGACCUAUGCGACCGCCACACUUUAGACGGCCUUCCAACUUGGCGCCGCACAACCCGAAGCUGCCGGAGUCGCUUAUGAUGGGUUAUGCGCAAAUCCAGGGCUCAUUCACACUUGAUGGUUCACUAAUAAACCUGGGCCCCUUUGAGCAGGUCAAGCGCAAGGCCGUAGUCGGCGGUCAGGGUGGCGGUGUCAUAGGAGUGGAACCUUCGAAACGGGACAGUGGGUUGCUACGAAGCUUUGGGUGGGGGAGCAUUAGCAACUCAAUUGGCGAAUUGCUCGGGGGCGGCGAGCUAAGCAGCAUCAAGGACAUGCGUGGCAUUGCCAGUUCCAAGUCCGUUCCGCUACUCUCGACGCCACAGUCCAUUCUCUUUGUAGACCUGAAUCUGGCUCCGGGAGAGCACAAAGCUUUCGAAUAUUCUUUCCAGCUUCCCAAGGGGCUGCCGCCGACACACAAGGGAAAGGCAGUUAAGAUCUCUUACAGCCUUGUUAUUGGUACACAGCGAGCUGGUGGCUCAAAGGAGCAACAAGUGCGCUCUGUCGAGGUCCCUUUCAGGGUACUGGGCAGUGUGAAUAGUUAUGGCGAGAUCUUAGGCCAUGAUCUCAUGAACCCCUACAUAAUACUUCGCGACCAGGCGAAGAUCAAGACGGUUGACAAGCUAUCGACGCUAAAUGAGCUCAAGAAGAUCAAAUCCACGAAGCCGGAUGCAUCGACGAUCAACGAUUUUCUAAUAUAUGUUGAUGAACUUCUCACCAAGCCGAAUGAAGGUUCUAAUGCGGGCUUACUCUCGCCUACAGCAUACCCCAGCUCUCGGCGGCCAUCGGCGUUCGAGGAUGCGACAACGGCAACAGAGGCCAUCAACAUGGCCAUUAUGCGCAGCAACAUGACAUCUGAGGGCCAACAGAGUCCGAACCGCUUCGAAAUCGCCCGCAAUGGACAGCGCGUCGGCGUCGUCAUGCUUACACGUCCGUCGUACCGCCUAGGUGAGGUGGUCACAAUGGCGAUCGACUUCACUGACGCCGAGAUUCCUUGCUACGCCGUCCACUCAUGCCUCGAAUCCUCAGAGCGAGUCGAACCUCAGCUGGCUAUCCGCUCGGAGGCGUCGAUCCACCGUGUAACCCGUAAGGUUCACGUUUCGGCGUCGGAAGCAACACUUUACAACCGUAGAAUGGUCUUCACGCCCACGAUACCCAUCAACGCAACACCCGAGUUCGUUACUACAGGCGUCUCCCUCGACUGGAAGAUCCGUGUCGAGUUCGUCGUGCCGAGCCAGGACACGGAGCUCGAGCGUGAGUCGCCCAGCACCCAUCCCCUUCUGGAGGAGAUAUCGCGCGACGAGCGCGGUGGCCUAGUGCUCGUCGCCGUCGAGAAUAUUGCCUGCGAGAGCUUCGAGGUCGCCGUGCCGCUCAAGGUGUAUGGUGCUGUCGCGACGGGUCUCGAGAGGCUGGAGCGGGAUGAGGCAAUGGAGGAGGGUCUCGUCGUCUGA
Molecule: messenger RNA, 2451 nt
Organism: Colletotrichum truncatum
Lineage: Eukaryota; Fungi; Ascomycota; Sordariomycetes; Glomerellales; Glomerellaceae
Product: intracellular protein transport protein
Biological process (GO): retrograde transport, endosome to Golgi
Cellular component (GO): Golgi membrane; Ric1-Rgp1 guanyl-nucleotide exchange factor complex
Source: RefSeq, a predicted model, not a curated record